Messenger RNA from Dibothriocephalus latus, 393 nucleotides. The record is from the annotation of a GenBank genome assembly. NCBI's taxonomy places the organism in Eukaryota, Metazoa, Platyhelminthes, Cestoda, Diphyllobothriidea, Diphyllobothriidae.
AUGGCUGAGGACAUUACUGAAAUGCUCGGUCAAAAUCAGAAUCUCCAAUUCCUCCGUGAGAAUUGUUGUUCUAUCGGAGCUGGGCAGUCAACCGGUUCGAUUCGCGUGUUGGCCCCAAGAUUCCUUAAGGGAGCUGAAAGGGGGUGUUCAUUGCGUUUUGGCCCACGUACUUCGGAUCUUCUAGGCCUUCCGAGCCACCCAGACGUACUGCAUCUUCCGCAGUCGUUUCUACAGAAGACCGGGAAGCCUGAAGAAAGCCACUUUGUGAUCAUCGGCCAGGCGGUCGAUGUAUGCUUUGUGCAGUCUAUACUUCUUGGCAAUAAGGGUGCUGAUAUCCGCGUCGUGGUCAUCAAGUCAGUCCACAUUGCAGUCGGAACCCCUUCGUGGAGAUGA